AGUUACGAGACAGCGCAGCUGAGCUGACGGCCACAUGCUGUGAUGUCACUUACCGGAUGAACCAGCUGCAGUUGUUUCACGUCAAAACAAUCCGGAAGAUAGCGUGACGGACCUGUUGUUGGAGCUGAACAACAACAUCUCUGUUGUCUUACUGACGGCGGUGGAACUUCAACAUGUUGAGUAGAAGACACACGUAGCGACUCAGGCGAAGGUUGCCCACUGUUUGUUGAGACUAAGCGAGUCAAGCCUCAGGUGUUGGACUCAAAGUCCAUGUUAAUAUCUCGUAGCAGUGUUAGCUCACCGCAGGCUGGUUCAGAGUCAUCAUGGGCAAUGGAAUGAAUAAGGUUGUCGAUGGGCUCUACCUUGGGAAUAUAAGAGAUGCGGAGAGCAGAGAAAGCCUCUCUAAGAAUGGCAUCACCCACAUCCUGUCUGUGUACAACAAUGCUAAACCUGUGUUUGAGGACAUGACGUAUCUUUGUAUUCAUGCAGCUGAUGCUUCCAGCCAGAACCUAUUACAGCAUUUUAAAGACUGCAUCAGCUUCAUCCAUGAAUGUCGCCUGAAUGGUGGAUCUUGUCUCGUUCACUGCCUCGCAGGUGUAUCCCGCAGCACUACUAUGGUGGUGGCCUACCUGAUGACCGUCACCCACUACAACUGGGAUGAGUGUCUGUCUGCUGUCAAGGCUGUUCGCUCCUUUGUCGGCCCAAACAACGGCUUCCAGCAGCAGCUGCAGGAGUACCAGACGACACAAGUGUCAGAGUACCGAACAUGGUUACGGUCCAGUUUCCGUCCCAGUCCAUUUAAUGACCAGGAGCAGGUGGGUGCCCUGCUGAGCCAGUACACGGAGCAACUGGAGAGCCAGAGGAGAGGAGCAGACCGACGCCGGAUGAAUCAGGCUGGACGUGUCUCUGCUCUGCCGUCAGACUCUGCUGAUCCCAAAGGCAGCAGCUGAAACACGGCCUGCUGGUCAUGCUAACGUCCUGCCCAAGGCUGUCUGUAAAUGGCAGUUUAUCAUUCCAAAUCAACCCCAAGUUGUAAGCAACUUUAAGGCCUUUUUACAACUCUGAAAGCAUAAUAUUAAAUAUAUUUCAUACUUUAAUUACAGUGGUCUAAUCAUUUGAAUAUAUGGAGGUUGAUUUAGAAUUGGGCUCCAGACUCUUAUCCACUACCAGUACCUUCCUUGCUAUCUUAACUCAGCACAGCCACAACCGGAGUCUCGGUGCUCUCAGACGCCUUACUCCAUAAAACCCAGCACCUUAGCCAUCAUGAAUAAACUACACUCCCAUGUGGACUCUUUACUCUUGCAUUUUACAGCUUGGUAGCCUUAAAUAAGUGACUGAUUAUGCUGCCUUAAAGGAACAUGUUGUCUCUAUUUAUGUGCUGAUGGACAAUGAAAUGCCCAUAAAUGUACAACCACUUUGAUGCCAACUAUUUCUAGAAGUUAUUCUGACAUGUACCAGUUUGUCUCCUGACCUGGCUCUUAAUGGUUACACUCUUGAAGUGAAUUGAGUAAAAAAAUGAGUAAAUUUAAAAAAUACUAACAGUUUCCUUUAAGUAAUACAUAGCAGAUUGAAUUGGGAAGCUAUAUAAAGCGUUGCUGAAUUAAACUACGACUACAUAUGAAGAAUCUCUGCAGACCAAAUGCAAAAGACUUCCUGAUUUUACUGAAGCUCUGAUUUAUCUAUUUAUUGUGACAGAACUGAUUUAUGUUAUGUGUGUUGUAGAUUGAUGGCUUUAGCUAAUUCUUUUAAAUGUGUAUUUAUGGUGUUUUUUGUUUGUGUUUUAUAACAAAAUGGACAAAAACUAUGGAAAUGAUAAUAAAUCUGUACUAUCAACACUA
This is a messenger RNA of Cyclopterus lumpus (lumpfish), 1838 nucleotides long. RefSeq names its product dual specificity phosphatase 22a (gene dusp22a). The record is from RefSeq and is a predicted model, not a curated record. The transcript has 7 exons. Gene Ontology annotation, biological process: regulation of cell population proliferation; positive regulation of JNK cascade; transforming growth factor beta receptor signaling pathway. Bases 324 to 950 code for a protein of 208 amino acids. Gene Ontology annotation, molecular function: protein tyrosine/serine/threonine phosphatase activity. Lineage: Eukaryota; Metazoa; Chordata; Actinopteri; Perciformes; Cyclopteridae. Gene Ontology annotation, cellular component: cytosol.